This is a messenger RNA of Lichtheimia ornata, 3273 nucleotides long. RefSeq lists its product as uncharacterized. The transcript is spliced from 21 exons. The record is from RefSeq and is a predicted model, not a curated record. Bases 1 to 3273 code for a protein of 1090 amino acids. Gene Ontology annotation, biological process: potassium ion transport. NCBI's taxonomy places the organism in Eukaryota, Fungi, Mucoromycota, Mucoromycetes, Mucorales, Lichtheimiaceae. Gene Ontology annotation, cellular component: membrane.
AUGCUUUAUACAACAGAAUACUCGGAUGGUCAACAACAACAACUCAACGAUGAUGAUGAUGAGGAAGAGAGUGCCCUGUGCAUCCACUCGCCAUCUUAUGGUAGUACAACCAUUCAUCAUUCACCUCCUCCACCUCCUCCACAAGCAUUUGUUAGCAUGGAUCAUCCUUGUCGUCGUCCAUCCAAGCCAUCUACAGACCUUGUAUUGCCAGCUCUUGAUCCAAAGGCACAAGAAGUGGCAGCUGCUAUCGUGCCAGAACUGCACCCGCCACGCCAUCAUUUUUUGCGUAAAAAACGACAGCAGGUGAACCUUAGUACCAUUCGAGCAAAUUAUCAAUCAAGUCGCUCCCACAUACGCGAGGAAUAUCACUCAAACGUUUGCGGGUUCCUUGACGAUCUUUAUUUUCACUUGUCAAUCUACUUUUCUAUGCUAAAGUCGAUCCUCUUUGCCAACCAAACCAUCGUAUUGUUUGUGAAUCUCGAUCUAAUGAUCGACUUGUUAAUGUGUAUAGCGUAUUUGGUGGAAAUGAAGCAAGGCUAUGACACGGAUCUAUCGCCGGCAUGGCUUUUCAAACGUCGAUCGCAUGGCCUAUGGUCGUUUUGCCAAGUCCUUUCCUUGUGGAACAUGUGCUCAUAUGCAAUCCGAUUCUACAUUAGCCGAUAUCCAUUGUCCGUACUCUUUAGCUUUCGAGGGCUGAUUGAAUUGUUGACGUCCAUCCCGUUUCUCCUAUCACGCUUGAUCCCAAAUGGCCAAUACAUCUAUGUUCCAUACUUUCUCCGCAGUUGGGUUUUUCUGUUAAGAAUCAAGAGCGCAUUAAAAAUCAAGGUUACGCUGCGAAUGACGGACAAGUCGAUGGAUGCACUCCAAUACAAACAAGUCUACCUUAUUGGCAACAUUGUGAUCCUCUUGUAUAAUGGCAUGGCGGCGUUUCAGUACUCUGAAGCCGUUUUUGGUCAUAUCCAUUACGAUGUUUUGGAUUCCUUAUUCAUGGUGGUAGUGACCUUGUCAACGGUGGGAUAUGGAGACAUCACGCCGUCGGCAGCAAGUAGCCGAAUUGUUAUCAUGUUAUUGAUCCUCAUCACUGUGGCAGUGAUCCCGAGUCUUAUCUCUGAUCUUUUGGAUACGAUGCAAAAGCGAGAUGUGACAGGUGGCCAAAUCAUCAAGGAUGCUGAUCCAUUCAUUUUGAUUGUGGGUACAUUUACGGUGCAACAAGCAAAGGAAAUGCUUGAUGGAUUUCUUAAUACGGAUAACGUGGAUGAGCGGUUAUCGGUGGUCUUUUUGGAUACCAAGCCAUUAACCGAUGAGCUGAAAUUAUUGGGCCGUAACUCUGUAUGGGGCCAUCGUAUCCAUUUUCUCCACAGCAGUGUAUUGGAUGAAAAAACAUUGCAGCGUGCACAAUCUCGAAGGGCAAAAGCUAUCUUUUGCAUCUCAGACAGCAAUGCACCCGAUCCAGUAAAGGAAGAUGAACGCAAUACGGUCCGCCUAUGGUCUAUGCAUUGCUAUACGGCCCGGCAUAGCGUGCCAAUAUACACAUACAACUUGUCACCUAUCACAGCCAUAUACCAAGAGGUUGCCAAGGAAGUUAUUUGCGUUCGUCAAUUCAAUCAAUACCUGCUGGCACUUAAUUGCCGAUGUCGAGGUGCAUCCACGUUCCUCACAAAUCUACUUCACCAGCGUGAUCCAUUGAAUCAAUAUGAUGCACCUUGGGAAGCACAAUAUGAUGAUGGUUCCUGUAAUGAGAUCUACACUGCUCCAGCAGCUGCAUGCAUUGUCGGAAUUAGCUUUAGUCAUGCUGCAUGGUUGCUGUACAAGGAGCUUCAAGUGAUUUUGUUUGCUGUGCGCACAUUGGAUAGUGAAAUCAUUCUUAAUCCCGCGGCGAGUGGCUACACUAUUCAACCAUCCGACGUUUGUGUAUACAUUGCACAAAGUUCAAAAGAGAUCCGCUCCAUUGCUAGCCUGAAUACAGUAUACUUGUGCCAAAUGGCGCGAAUGCGAGAUUACAGCAUGGCUUCGCGACAUCAACAACAAAAAUAUCAGCCAGCACCUUCUAUUGACCCAUCUCCACCCGAUACCCUACCCACCACCAAACCUUCAGCAAUCUCAGCCCCAUCUAGACAGCGAUAUCAGCUUUCACGCCUACCAUCGUCGAGCCAUUCUUUGCUUAGUGGCAUCAGCGUGGGUGGCACUUUUCCUAUCAAGUUGUCACAGCCGCAUGAUUCACCAGCGGCUAAGACAGAAGACCACGGCGAUGAUGAUGACGAUGAUAUCGAUUUACCAUUGCCAAACAAGUUACCCUUAAUGUGUCAUUUGCUCGAGAAGCCUGCAAAUCUAAAAGACAUCACGAUCCAUAAAGCAUCCGGCAUGCGUGGGCAUAUCUUAGUGUGCAUGCAACAAGAGUUCAUCAAUAUUUUCAAAUUCAUAUACAACUUAAGGUCAUCACACGUGCAACAAAAUGAAUUGCAAGACAUUGUCAUCCUAUGCUCACAACUCCCAUCCGAAAAAGCAUUCCAUCCCAUAAGUUUAUUUCCCCGUGUAUAUAUAAUGGAAGGCAACUGCCGCCAGCCCGACGAUCUCCUUCAUGCUGGUAUCAAGAGAGCCAAGCAAGUCGUUGUCAUGAGCGAAAAGGAAAGCGCUGAUGGUCAAGAAACCGAUAGUGCUGCUAUCAUGACCAGCCAUAUUAUUCAUCUGCUUUUGCAUUCACGUAGGCAAGAUUCAUAUACAAUUGUGAAUCUUGUUGAGCGUAGCAACAUCAAGUUUAUGCAUCUUUUACAAGGCAAGCAGGUCGAUGAUGAAGAAAUCGAUGUAUUUUAUACCCCGGCCUAUGCUGCAGGCGAUGUGGUGGCCGAAAGUCUUAUUAGCAAUGUGCUACUAAGUCAAACGUAUUCCAAGCCUGAAAUUGUCCAGGUGAUUCGGGCAAUGAGUGGGAUGCCGAUUAUCCAUCAUAGCCAUUUGACCUCGCAUUUGGGAUACUCGUCAUCACAUAAAACCGAAUACACGACUACUAGGCAUCAGCAGCAUACAUCAUCCACACCAAAAGCGCCCACAUGUCGAUUUGCAAGCAUGCCAGUACCCGAUUCAUUUGUGGGCAAGACGUUCGUUGCCUUGUUUGAAGCUUGGCUCUUUGACCACGGUAUUUUGGCGCUAGGCUUAUUCCGUGCACCUACAUCGGCAUUCGGGAACGAGUUGCCGUUUGUGUAUUCAAAUCCAGUACCAUCGUUAAUGCUUCUAGCAUCCGAUCAUGUUUAUGUACUAGUGGCUCAACAACAACCAUGA